Molecule: messenger RNA, 540 nt
Organism: Closterium sp. Yama58-4
Lineage: Eukaryota; Viridiplantae; Streptophyta; Zygnematophyceae; Desmidiales; Closteriaceae
Source: the annotation of a GenBank genome assembly
AUGCAGACUACUCUGCCGCUAGCGUCUACAGUAUCGCUUCCGGAACAUACAGGAGUGUUGCUGCCUGGAGGCUACGUCAUUGUGGACCCACGAAGUGCUGAGGUGGCACAGAUAGCAGAAUUCGUGGUCGCGGACAUGAAUGCCAAGAUGGACGCGGCUGUGCACUUAGAAAUCGUCAAUGCAGCCGAAAAACACGCCUCCAGCGGUCACAUCUCCUCUGGUUACAACUCCCAAAGUUUCAGCUACGAUGUUGUUUUCACCGUUACCACCACCACCCACGACACCCAAAGCCGAAAAGCGAGCGUUGCCGAGCGGUGGUCGAAACUGGUUACCAGCCAGUACGAAGCCGUGGUGCUGAAAUCGUUACAAGGGUCACUAGCUGUUAGCUCUGUUGUGAGAUUAUCAAGUCAAACUCCGGUGUAUAUACCUUCUGAGGAGGAGGUUAUCAGCUACAGUACGGCUGCGAGAGGUGACUCUAUGCGGGACAAUGACACUGUAACGGGGUGCAGUGAUGGAGACGUUAUGGAAACGACACUAUAG